AUGAUGAGCAAUUUUGCCAUUCUAGUGUCAACACCUGCAUUUUUCAAACCUAAGUCUUGUGGGCUAUGCCUGUCACCGACUCAAGCAAGGGCCCUUGAACGAGAUACAAGACAACAAGCAAAAAGUCCAAGAUGGCACAAAGAACUUGCGCUUCGACUAACGGCGUCGAACUUUGGAGUGGCAGCCACACGUGAGGUCUGGUCGCAGAAAGGGCUGCACAACCUAACCAGCACAAGAGACCUCUCGAGGGUUCCUGCGAUACGGCAUGGCAUCACGCAAGAACCCAUCGCUGUCCAGCGGUACAUGGAUGUGCUGCAGAGCUUGGGGCACAGUGCGAUUGAUGGAUCGUGCGGCAUUUUUGUCGAUUCUUCGACACCCUGGUUGGGUGCGUCACCGGAUAGAAUUGUAUUCGACCCAACUGAGGUCCCUCCCCAUGGAGUCCUUGAAGUAAAGUGUCCGAAGACCCUUUAUGACAAGUCUGUAGAAGAACUCAAAACUUUAAAGUUCUGUUCUGAGAUUAAGGGGGAUUGCCCUGAACUCAGGCGUACAUAUGACUACAACGACCAAGUGCUUGGGCAGAUGGCUAUUGCAGGGCUGCAAUGGGGCGACUUUGUUGUCUUUGGUGACCAGUUCAUUCUUGUAGAAAGAAUUCGCUUUUGCCCUGACGACUGGAGUGCAGUGAGCAUGGAGCUCCAAGAUUUUUAUUUUGAUCAACUGCUCCCACACCUUGAAUUGUUACGUUAGCGAGGACAUUUUGUGUUCUUUUGUUGUCAAUUCUUAUUUUGCUUCUGUUCAAUUUUUGAUUUCUCCUGUCUAGGGUUACU
Ixodes scapularis (black-legged tick) is the source of this 824-nucleotide messenger RNA. RefSeq lists its product as uncharacterized. NCBI's taxonomy places the organism in Eukaryota, Metazoa, Arthropoda, Arachnida, Ixodida, Ixodidae. The coding region runs from base 1 to 744 and encodes 247 amino acids. The transcript is spliced from 4 exons. The record is from RefSeq and is a predicted model, not a curated record.